UAUCACACAAGCAAAGACUUCAAGUAAUGACGACUAUGCGCCGCUCCCCAACAGCAUUAAAUGAGUACAGCAAUGCUAUGAGCCUAUAUACGAGAGUUCAGCUAGGGACAGUUAUGACACCAGACUUAAUAGUCCCAAGAACAGCAGCGAUAGUGCUUAACGUCACUUGUACUCUACCUCAGGAAGCAGCUACCGCAAGCUAUAAUUUAACACAUGGGAAAGUUUUGACCAUGAACGAUGCAAGCGUGAAGAGCGGGCGCAUUCCUCACUUGUAUUAGCCUUUUGGGAGAUAGCAUGGAGAUCAUAGUGGGGGAAUAGUACUGCUGCUCGAGUAGUUUCACGCGUGGUAGAAACCCUGAGAAUGGCCUGGUGGGUGGCACCGAUUUUUUAUAUUGAACGUCUUUGUAUCACUGUCCUAGCGGGAAAAUAUUUCCAUUUGGUAGUAAGCUCGACAUGAUUAUAUCUGGGUAAAAGUGAUACCCCAGCAGAAACGACAAUAGUGGUAUAAAAUUGCUGUAACUAAACAUGUGGUCUCUUUCUACCAAACCGGACAUGGGUAUCACAUAAGGUUUUUCUGAAUUGAAAUCAAACUGAAACAAAUGUCAGAAAAGCAUCCAUCCUAAACUGUUCAUUCUGGUUUCUGCAUCUUCCUAUUCGCAUUGUUGAUUUGUUGGUGCAGAGGGCUAUCUAUCAUUUCUGGAAUUUGGGGUUUCUUGCCACUAAAGCCUUUGUUUGCAUCUUUUUUGGCAUUAGUGGCGUUGGGAACCGGGGCAUAAGGGCGAGAAAUGCUGUCACGUAUAGGAUGGGCUGUGCCGGUUUGAAUUGCACCUUCAUCAGUC
This is a messenger RNA of Aspergillus pseudotamarii, 839 nucleotides long. RefSeq lists its product as uncharacterized. The transcript is spliced from 2 exons. The record is from RefSeq and is a predicted model, not a curated record. The annotation marks the transcript as partial. NCBI's taxonomy places the organism in Eukaryota, Fungi, Ascomycota, Eurotiomycetes, Eurotiales, Aspergillaceae.